CUUCUGUAGGUUUACUGAUAGUUUCUAUUUCCAAAAUAUCAAAGUGCACAGAGUCUAUGCUGAAACAUCUUCUAGUGGAUUACCUUUCUGAAAAAUAAUGCUAAAUUAAGUAACAGACACCGUAGAUGGAGGGUACAAGCUCACAAAAGAGAGGAUGCUACCUAAGGAAGGCUCCCUUGGAUUUGUGUUGCCUUAAGUGGCCAUGACCCAGGCCAGGAUGGUCCAACUUGUGGCUUGUGAGAUGAUUCCAUCAACCAUUAUGUUUGCUUGGGAAGAGGUACCACUGAAUUCGUGUGGAAGAAGGGCUGUGGCUGAAGACACGCCUGCUUCUGCAUGUGGGCCUGUUGUUAAAUCUGUGAAUUGCUGUCUUUCUUUUUAUUUGGCCUGCAAAAAGGAACCCAAAACCUAUGUCUGGGACUUCUAUUUCUGAAAAAUGUUAGACUUAUAUGAGGCUUUUUCUUUUUUCUUUUUUUUCCCCCCUCAAGUUCAGUAUCUCUUCUUGCAAAGGACAGAAUAAAUGUAUAGACAAUCAAGGCAAGGCCUAUUUAAAAAUGCAGCAUAUAAAGGAAGUAUGAAACCUGAUUCCUGGAGGAACCAGUCUACCUUCUACUCUUUCAAAGAUAUGCAGGCAAGUUUUAAAGCUAUUUUCUAACUGGGCCAACAAGCCUUUUCUGUAGUCAGAAGGUGCAGAAACUUGUUGCUUUGGGUCAUUAUUAUCAUUUGUCAUAAAAGAUCAGUAAGUUCUGAGUGCAGAACUUUGACAGUUCCUUUGACAACUCCUAUUGAAAAUUCUCAGAGAACGAUCACAGAUGUCCAGUGGCGGUGAACAACCGUCCCUCAGGAGCAAAGUCUUCACUGUGAUUAGCCUCUCAUUGUCCCUGAGAAGUUAAGGAGUUAGUGGCUUAUUUGCAGCAAAUCUGCGACGGAGCUGACCCUGACCACAGAAACAGUCCACAUUGUCUGCUGAGCUCCUCAAAGAGGAGGCUGAAUUGUGUGCCUGGCGAGGUAUCAGGCACAUUGUCACAAGUAUAGUACUGCACGUAUGUAUGUGCUGGAGCCUUCAAGUCAUUCUCUCCUUUUUAAGGCAUAUGUUGUUCCCAAAGUUACUAUCUUAGCUGGGGCUGCUCUGUCCCAGGCUAGCCCACCACCACCACUUGUUAAAGAGGGAUGAUUAGUGAGAAAGAGGAAAAAGAGAUAACUGAGACAUCCCUGUGACUGCAGCUGAUUGUCUCUCCCUGGAGUAUUUAUAAGCUGUGUAGUGGCGGGCCAGGGCAGGCAGUUGGCUCGCCGUGACCUUGGGAGUUGGGAAGCCUGACCAGCAUUCCUGGGAGCCACGUGAGUCAGACUGGCGGGCGCAGCUGUAGCCAAUGCGGGGGAGCCCAGCAGUGGCUGCACAGAUUGAGUUUCACUCCAAUCACUGGUGAUUUUUCCCUUUCUCUCCUGUUGUGCUUUUCCUCUUUGUUUAUGGGAUCGGCAAGGCAAAUGUGCUGAUGGAGUCUUAGCGAGCAAGACAUUUGCCUAGUGGAUUUGGGAUUCUGUCUUCUGUGCUGAGCAAGCCCUUCUUGCCAUUGCCUGCCACAGCUCCAGCACCCUGACAUGGCUGGGAUUUUAUUGCUCCAAGCCUUCUGAGCACACAACCUGCCCUACUCUAUUAGGGCAUUUUAUAUUGUGUUCUCUCUCAGGCACUUCUUUUGUGCUGUCCUUAAAGGUUAGUGUAUGAGGCUUUUUAAUGCAGAGGAGAUGGGUCAGGACCAGACAAAGCAGCAGAUAGAGAAAGGACUCCAUCUCUACCAGUCUAAUCAUACCGAAAAGGCCCUGCAAGUCUGGAUGAGGGUUUUGGAGAAGUCUGCGGAUCCUGCUGGCAGGUUUCGGGUUUUGGGUUGUCUCAUCACUGCUCAUGCAGAGAUGGGCAGAUACAAAGAUAUGCUGAAGUUUGCAGUGGUACAGAUUGACACAGCACGGGAGCUGGAAGACCCGGAUUACCUUACAGAGAGCUACCUAAACCUGGCUCGCAGCAAUGAGAAGCUUUGUGAAUUCCAGAAAACAAUCUCGUACUGUAAGACAUGCCUGAAUAUGCAGGGCACCACUGUGAGCCUGCAGCUGAACGGCCAGGUGAGCCUCAGCAUGGGCAAUGCCUUCUUGGGCCUCAGCAUUUUCCAGAAGGCUUUGGAGUGCUUUGAGAAAGCUUUGCGCUAUGCACACAACAACGAUGACAAGAUGCUGGAGUGUCGCGUCUGCUGCAGCCUGGGGAACUUCUACGCCCAGCUAAAGGACUACGAGAAAGCCUUGUUCUUCCCAUGUAAAGCAGCUGAGCUGGUGAAUGAUUAUGGAAAGGGCUGGAGCUUGAAGUACCGUGCAAUGAGCCAAUACCAUAUGGCCGUGGCCUAUCGGAAGCUGGGGCGCUUGGCAGAUGCUAUGGACUGCUGUGAGGAGUCCAUGAAGAUUGCCCUGCAGCAUGGUGACCGGCCUCUGCAGGCGCUGUGUCUGCUCUGCUUUGCUGAUAUCCAUCGCAGUCGCAAAGACGUGCAGACAGCCUUUCCUCGGUAUGAUUCCUCCAUGAGCAUCAUGACAGAGAUUGGAAACCGCCUGGGACAGAUCCAGGUGCUGCUAGGAGUCGCUAAAUGCUGGAUGAUCCGGAAGGAGCUGGACAAGGCUCUGGAAAGCAUUGAAAAGGCACAGGAGCUGGCAGAGGGACUAGGAAACAAGCUUGGCCUGCUGAAGCUCCACUGCCUGUGUGAAAGGAUCUAUCGCACAAAGGGGCAGCAGCGAGAGUUGCGCGACCAUGUAGUGAAGUUCCACGAAUGCGUGGAGGAGAUGGAGCUGUACUGCGGAAUGUGUGGAGAGUCCAUCGGGGAGAAGAACAACCAGCUCCAGGCGCUGCCUUGCUCCCAUUUCUUCCAUUUAAAGUGCCUCCAGACCAACGGGACCCGGGGCUGCCCCAACUGCCGCCGCUCGUCGCUGAAGCCGGGCUACGUGUGACCCGCCGGAGGGGCGCGCCCACUGCCCUCCCGGGCUGGGCCCGGCGCCUGCCGGCGGCCCUGCCCGGGCUCGGCUCCCGCGGGCCGCCCGGCGGCGGGCCGCUCCCUCGGGCUCCGCCGCUGCGUGGCCGGCGCGGCCCUCCCCCCGCGCUGCUCUGUAUGGGGAGUGACUGCAAUAAACGGUCGCGCCGCGA
This is a messenger RNA of Dromaius novaehollandiae (emu), 3172 nucleotides long. RefSeq names its product receptor associated protein of the synapse (gene RAPSN). The record is from RefSeq and is a predicted model, not a curated record. Gene Ontology annotation, molecular function: protein-membrane adaptor activity; acetylcholine receptor binding. The transcript is spliced from 9 exons. Bases 1717 to 2979 code for a protein of 420 amino acids. Gene Ontology annotation, cellular component: plasma membrane; neuromuscular junction. Gene Ontology annotation, biological process: synaptic transmission, cholinergic; positive regulation of neuromuscular synaptic transmission. Lineage: Eukaryota; Metazoa; Chordata; Aves; Casuariiformes; Dromaiidae.